AUGUCGGACGCGUUGAACGUGAUGAAACGCGCUCGCGAGAACGAGUAUUUCAUCAAAGAGCAAGAGCGAGAAAUCGCGGAGUAUAUUUUGAAACUGAAAACUGAAGGGAGGUACGAGGAAGCGAUGCGACGCGCGUCUUCUUCUUUGUCUUCUUCUUCUAGUGGUAGUGGUGCCUUACCGCAAGUGUUGGCGCACUCGGUGCGGUUGUUCGACAAAAAAUUUACGAUGAAGGAAGAGGUGAAUUCGAAAAAGCUGGAUCGAGAUUUUAUCAAGAAGCAUUCGAUUUCGGGAGCGUGCACGGGGAAUCCGGUGUUUAUUGGACACGCGACGCUCGGUUCGCGAGUGUCUUUGGGGAAGUCCAAAUGGAGCGGUUCGACGCAGGCGGUGGAAGGGACUUCGAUUUUCUCGGUGCACAAGGCGAUGGAGUUGAUGGAGUCGGCGCCGGAAAGGUUUAACGGCGUCGAGAGUCGAGCUUCGAAGCACAUGCGAGAUGAAACGUUCGUUAUGAUUGGAAAGAAGAAAGUGAAGUUAUUGCCGGAUCCGACGCCGGGAAGAGCGUUGGCGUGGGGCGGGACGUUGGCUCUUUGGGGCACCGGCGCCGUCGUGUUGACCUCGUGCAAGUUCCUCGGGAUUAAUAGUUUACAAGACGUCAACGACGUGAUGAAGCGCACUUUGGACCCGUUGGCAAAACGGGUCAAGGAUACGUUCACGCCGUUGCGAACAAACUUUGAAAAGACGGAGUGGUUUGAACAGUCACAAAACGCCGAUAAGUUUUCCGGGUCUCACUUUGCGAUGGAUUUGAAGAGAAAGUUUGCCAUUUAA
Messenger RNA from Bathycoccus prasinos, 822 nucleotides. RefSeq lists its product with no specific name. NCBI's taxonomy places the organism in Eukaryota, Viridiplantae, Chlorophyta, Mamiellophyceae, Mamiellales, Bathycoccaceae. The record is from RefSeq and is a predicted model, not a curated record. The transcript has a single exon. The coding region runs from base 1 to 822 and encodes 273 amino acids.